ACCCCCAUCUCACCAACCCAAGAGCGACCGAGGAGGCGGAGAAAACUAGAGAGCCAUGGCCGCUUCCUCCUCCGUCACCGCCGCCCAGGCACUCGUUGGCCGCGCCAUCUCCGGCCACCCCUCCCCCUCCCCUUCCCCCUCUCAGCCGGACCGCCUCGCCUUCGGACUCAGCUCCCUUGCCGACCGCGCCCUCAAGUCCUUCCGCCUCCAGAACCGCCGGCUGCAGGCCGCCCCCCGGCCCCGCCGCGCCACCGUCACCAGGGCGGCGGCGGUGGAGACGCUGGAGGGGAAGGCCGCCACGGAGGCCCUGGUGGACAAGUCCGUCAACACGAUCCGGUUGCUGGCCAUCGACGGCGUUGAGAAGGCCAACUCCGGCCACCCUGGCCUUCCCAUGGGGUGCGCCCCCUUGGGACACAUCCUCUACGACGAGAUCAUGCGCUACAACCCCAAGAAUCCCUACUGGUUCAACCGCGACCGCUUCGUUCUCUCCGCCGGCCACGGGUGUAUGCUUCAGUACGCCCUGCUCCACCUCGCCGGAUACGAUAGCGUCAAGGAGGAUGAUUUGAAGGCUUUCCGGCAGUGGGGAAGCAAAACUCCUGGUCACCCAGAGAAUUUUGAAACUCCUGGAAUUGAAGUCACUACUGGUCCUCUUGGUCAGGGUGUCGCAAAUGCUGUUGGAUUGGCACUUGCUGAGAGGCACCUAGCUGCCCGUUUCAAUAAGCCUGACUUGGAGAUCGUUGAUCAUUACACGUAUGUUAUAGCUGGUGAUGGUUGCCAAAUGGAGGGCAUUUCUAAUGAAGCUUGUUCUCUUGCUGGGCACUGGGGCUUAGGGAAGCUGAUUGCCUUUUACGAUGACAAUCACAUCUCCAUUGACGGAGACACGAAGAUUGCAUUUUCAGAAGAUGUAAAUGCCCGUUUCGAGGCUCUUGGCUGGCACACGAUCUGGGUGAAGAAUGGUAAUACAGGCUAUGACGAAAUCCGUGCUGCGAUUAAGGAAGCAAAGGCUGUAAAAGACAAACCCACACUGAUCAAGAUAACAACUACCAUUGGUUAUGGGUCACCCAACAAGGCGAACUCACACAGCGUACAUGGGAGUGCAUUGGGUGCUAAGGAAGUUGAGGCAACCAGGAAGAACCUUGGAUGGCCUUACGAGCCUUUUUUUGUGCCUGAAGAUGUGAAGAGUCAUUGGAGCCACCAUGUCCCAGAAGGUGCUGCUCUUGAAGCUGAAUGGAAUGCUAAGUUUGCAGAGUAUGAGAAGAAAUAUAAAGAGGAUGCUGCAGAGCUGAAGCGUAUCAUAUCAGGAGAACUGCCUACUGGAUGGGAGAAGGCUCUUCCGACAUACACAACUGAAAGUCCUGCAGAUGCGACUAGAAAUCUAUCUCAGCAGUGCCUGAAUGCUCUUGCUAAAGUACUUCCUGGAUUUCUAGGAGGUAGUGCUGAUCUUGCAUCCUCCAACAUGACAUUGCUGAAGAUGUUUGGUAACUUCCAAAAGGACACACCUGAGGAGCGGAAUGUUCGUUUCGGUGUUAGGGAACAUGGGAUGGGUGCCAUAUGCAAUGGCAUUGCCCUCCACAGCCCGGGCCUAAUCCCCUACUGCGCUACCUUCUUUGUCUUCACGGACUACAUGAGAGCUGCCAUAAGGAUCUCAGCUUUGUGCGAAGCAGGAGUCAUCUAUGUGAUGACACAUGAUUCGAUUGGUCUUGGAGAAGAUGGGCCCACCCAUCAGCCUAUCGAGCAUCUGAUUAGUUUCCGAGCCAUGCCCAACAUUUUGAUGCUGCGUCCAGCUGAUGGGAAUGAGACUGCUGGGGCAUACAAAGUCGCAGUUCUCAACAGGAAGAGGGCAGCAAUUCUUGCUCUCUCCCGUCAGAAGCUUCCUCAACUUUCAGGAACAUCGGUUGAAGGAGUUGAGAAGGGAGGAUAUAUUAUUUCAGACAACUCAUCCGGUAACAAACCAGAUCUCAUUAUUAUGAGCUCUGGCUCCGAAUUGGAGAUUGCUGCCAAGGCUGCAGAUGAAUUGAGGAAGGAGGGGAAAACAGUCAGAGUUGUGUCACUUGUCAGCUGGGAGUUGUUUGAUGAGCAAACUGAUGAGUACAAGGAGAGUGUCCUCCCUGCUGCCGUCGCUGCUAGGAUCAGUAUCGAAGCAGGAUCCACGCUGGGGUGGGAGAAGUUCGUCGGAACCAAGGGCAAGGCUAUCGGGAUUGACCGGUUUGGGGCAAGUGCUCCUGCUGGGCGGAUAUACAAGGAAUUUGGUAUAACAGCAGAGAAUGUCAUUGAAGUAGCCAGAUCUCUAUAAGAUUAUCUUGUCUGUGGUCCCUCCCUUCUCAUGGUUACACAGAGAACCUAGAUUCCGGAGCUUCCCUUCUGGGAGUUAGAGGACACUGGUGGGGAAGAAGCCAGCUUUGGCAGAUUGAGUCUGGCCUUUGGCCUGCAAUAAAGCCCCUCAUAUUUCCUCGAACUUUUUCUAUUUUUUCAUGAAGUUGAGUCUUCUUCGUGGUCUGUUUGAAUGAAACAGUAGCAUCUGAUGGUUGCAUCAGUCUGUAUGUUGUUAUUCUAUUAAAUUUUGAACUGCUUGUUAGAAAAAUCUUCUGAGAUUAAUUCUGAAUCUUCUACUUUUUAAACC
Molecule: messenger RNA, 2620 nt
Organism: Phoenix dactylifera (date palm)
Lineage: Eukaryota; Viridiplantae; Streptophyta; Magnoliopsida; Arecales; Arecaceae
Product: transketolase, chloroplastic-like
Biological process (GO): pentose-phosphate shunt
Cellular component (GO): cytosol
Molecular function (GO): transketolase activity
Source: RefSeq, a predicted model, not a curated record